ACGGCAUAGCAUAUCCCCACACUUUUUAUUUCACAAUAUAGCCUAACCCCAUUGUAUAUAACUCAACGCAAAUUCAUCUCAAACAAAAAAUAAAAAAAAAUAUUCCCCUUUCUUCUCUAAUUGUCCAGCAUGAAGGACACUAUUGUUCUCUACCCUGCUCUUGGUAGUGGACACUUGAUGUCCAUGAUUGAAUUAGGCAAACUCAUAGUAACUCAUCACCCUUCAUUUUUCAUCACAAUUUUAAUUCUUACACCACCCAACAAAAACACCCUUUCUCCACAAGAACAAUACAUAGCCUCAGUUUCUUCCACAUUCCCUUCAAUCAAUUUUCAUUACAUUCCUCUAAUUUCACCCCCCACAACACUUCCACCACCACCUUUACUUACCCUUGAGCUCUCUCACCAAAGCAAUAACUAUGUUCACAAUAUUCUCCAAUCCAUUUCCAAAACCACAAACCUCAAAGGAGUUAUCUUAGAUUUUCUCACAUAUAAUGCCUCGAAAGUCACUACAAAGCUUGAAAUUCCCACUUACUUUUACUUCACUUCAGGUGCUAUUGUUUUAGCCCUUUUCCUUCACUAUCCAACUAUUCACCAAAAUGCUACAAAACCCAUUAAGGAUCUCCAUACGCCUCUUCGAAUUCCUGGGUUACCAAAAAAUAUUUCAACAGAUGAUUACCCUGAUGAAGCCGAGUUUUUCCUUGAAUCGGCAAAAACUAUGAGGCAAUGUGAUGGGGUUAUUGUGAACACUUUUGAUGCUAUUGAGGGAAAAGCUAAUAAAGCUUUGAAUGAAGGAUUAUAUAUUCCUGAUGGAACUACUCCAUCCAUUUUUUGUAUUGGACCAUUGAUUACCGCUUCUUAUGGAGAAGAUGAAAAUGAGUGUCUAAGUUGGCUCGAGUCGCAAUCUAGUCAAAGCGUCGUGUUGUUAAGUUUUGGAAGCAUGGGAAGAUUUUCUAAGGCUCAGUUGAAUGAGAUAGCACUUGGAUUGGAAAUAAGUGAGCAAAGAUUCUUGUGGGUUGUUAGGAGUGAGUUGGACUUAGAGGAGCAAAGUUUGGACGAGUUGCUUCCUGAAGGGUUUUUGGAGAGGACAAAGCAAAAGGGAAUGGUGGCAAGAAAUUGGGCACCACAAGGUGCAAUAUUAAAGCAUGACUCGAUUGGUGGAUUCGUGACACAUUGUGGAUGGAACUCGGUGUUGGAAGCUAUUUGUGAAGGAGUGCCUAUGGUGGCGUGGCCAUUAUAUGCAGAACAAAGGCUGAACAAGGUGAUUUUGGUUGACGAGAUGAAGGUUGCUUUGGAACUGAAGGAUUCAAAAGACGGGUUUGUGAGUGGAACCGAGUUAGGGGAUCGAAUUAAGGAAUUAAUGGACUCCGAUAAAGGGAAAGAGAUUAGGAAAAUUAUUUUCAAGAUGAAAAUAAGUGCUAAAGAGGCAAGAGAAGAAGGUGGAAGUUCACUUGUUGCUUUGAAUAAUCUGGCACAGUUGUGGAAGCAGAAGAAGCAACCUAGUAUGGCGAAUUGAUUAACAAAAGAUUGUAAUGUUAUAGGGAUAUUGUUUGCCCCAAUCACAAGUUGUUUUAUUGUCUAAAAAAUAUUAAAUUUAAGAAUAAAAAAAUGGUUUAGAAAUUGUGAUUCAAAUACCUCGGUAGGAUUUGUGGAUUGGUAAUGGUGUAGAAAUUUGUAUUUGAAUAUCUUGGACUCCUUUAACUUAUUUUUGUUGUUA
This is a messenger RNA of Medicago truncatula (barrel medic), 1713 nucleotides long. RefSeq names its product UDP-glycosyltransferase 1. Lineage: Eukaryota; Viridiplantae; Streptophyta; Magnoliopsida; Fabales; Fabaceae. The record is from RefSeq and is a predicted model, not a curated record. The transcript has a single exon. The coding region runs from base 130 to 1512 and encodes 460 amino acids. Gene Ontology annotation, molecular function: UDP-glucosyltransferase activity.